This is a messenger RNA of Pocillopora meandrina, 10784 nucleotides long. Lineage: Eukaryota; Metazoa; Cnidaria; Anthozoa; Scleractinia; Pocilloporidae. The record is from the annotation of a GenBank genome assembly.
UGAGGUCACAGUGAGCUCAGUGAACUGUGAGUGAUUUCACCAUGUCUUACCUAAUAGUGUUCUUCUCGUCUUAAACUUAAUUAGAAGUUCUAAGUGAGGUAAAAUAGGAUUCCAGGAUCAUGGCUGCUCAAGAGAGAGGGAUAAAUAUGAUGGGAAAGCCGGUUUUCGUACAUCUCAACGGGGACAGUUAUAAGAGAAAGCGUAUUGUUGUCAAUCACAGAGACAUGCGAAGCUUUGAAUCUUUCUUAAAUACUGUGGCAGCUAGUUUUCGUACACCAGCUCGAGAAAUAAGGACUCCAGGUGGAAGACAUCGAAUCAGAACGCUUGACGAUCUACAGAGAGACUGCACUUAUGUCGUUAAGGGAAGAGAGCCGUUUAAAAAAAUUGGGUAAGAUUUUUGUUUGCGAUGGCGCGAUCAGACUCGUGUUUGCGGAGUAAUUCUUCAUCAAGUGUCAUUUGGUUGAUCUUUGUUCACAAAUGCAAACUCUCCAUAUAAUGAUAGUCUGUUUGCGCUUUAUUUUCUCAGAUAUGAUGUGAAAGACUCGAGGCCCAACCGUUUACCGCCUCUCAAAGGACCUGAGGUAAGAUAUAUUCAAAACGCGUCAACAUACAGUUAAAAUCUAAUCUAGGUCAUAUUUUGUAUACUUUGUCGUGCAGUGAUAAAGGCAAUUAAAGACAAAUAUUGUGUUCGAUGUUUUUGGACUAUUUUUUAAUGAUCGCACAUUCGAUCACAAUCUAUUUUUGUAAAGCAACUAUCAAUUGUUCAGAGUUUGAUAGGUUGAUCUUCUCUAUUAUUCAUGGAGACGAUAGAGCCUUAAUUAUGCCGAGUGAGUUCAAUAACAAAUUUGGUAUCGAAGUGAACUUACCAUGCAUGAAUAAUUAAACACUUAAAUGUUUAAAUAAAUAUUUAACCCACUUGCUAAGGAGUUAUAUUCAAAUAAAGACUCAAAAAACGUCAAUUUUGAAAUCGUGAAAGGAUUAAUAGGCAGGUCGUAGUUUCCAGAGUAUACUUCACAGAAUUUAUUCAAUGAGUUGUUCAUGUACACGUCUCUCAUUGUUUGAGGAUGUGACUGUCAUUUCGUGAUUAUAUUUCGUUAACAGGUAAAUUUCCUCGAGCUAAAUCAUCGCAAAUUUGGAAACGUGCCGGGCAGAGCGAGGGUAAGCGGUCUACGGAAAAAGGAAGAGAUAAAAACCAUCAUGUAAGUACUGCAGCUCUCGGUUAAAAAUGUCCUUGUCGUUAUUCACCAUGAAUUAUUUCAAACUUACCAUGAUUUGAAACCCAGCUUGUAAAAGGUGAACCAGUGGACUGUUAAUAUGCAUGACAAAGGAUUAAAACUUGGAGCCACACUAUUUUCUUCUUUUUUCAUCAAUAGGCACUCCCCCUUUUUCAGUGCAGUCCCCAAAUCAGUUGCAAAAGGCUCGUGACCAUUCUUUUACACAGCAUUGUUUUUUUCAUUUGGAAGUGGUUUGAGUUCUCAUGUCUAGCUUCCAUCUAACUCUUGGACUCAGGUUAUGUAGAGGGUACCAAAUGUCACUCUGACAAUGCACUCGAGCAGCUGUACUGGGUGUUUUUCAUAGCAUAGCAUAGCCCCUUGCAGAGCUCCCUUGCAUGUACCUUAGAAAAUAAUGGCAAUACUUUGUCAGCAUCUUACAAGAGGCUAUGUGUCUGUCAAUUAUUCAAAAGUGUUCUAUUCCUGACCAUUUUAGUAACCUGAACAGAGGUAUUCUGAAUUAAAUUUGAAUAAACAAUGAGGGCCAUUUGAAAUAAAGUACUUUGAGCCCUGUUACUAUGCUUGAGUGAGGCACGCAUGCCUUGAAUUUUCCCCCUGAAGAACUUUUUCUCUUUGGUUUAACGUGAAAUGAUUUAACGCAGAAUAUAAAAUAUAUGUAGAAUUAUGUUUUGGACAAAUUAAGCAGAUGUUCUUAAUGUUCAAUUGUUGUGUGGGUGUUAAACCAUUCAUAUUCAUGUCACAAUGAUUAAUGUAAUAUGUAAUGUUUUAUUAUAACAGUGUUUUUUGUAAUGGAGUUGUGGCCAAACCAAAAAGAGUCCAGUUGCGAACAGACUUUAAAAUGUUUCAGGUGAGGUGAAUACUCCAAAAAUCACAUCAUGUGCAAAAUAUGAUUUAACCUUUUCACUUCCAAGAUCUCAUUUUAGUAAUUCUCCUUACUAUCUGCCAUACAAUUAUUAUGAUGUUUGUUUGGAGAACUUGGUAUUCGAUCAGUCAGUAAUCUCCUAAUUGCUAGUUUUCUCUAUUCUUGUUACUUGUCUGCUGGAUGUAGUAUUGAUAUUGCCUUGGUUGCUUUUGGGAGUAAAAGAUUUUGAAAACAGAUGUAGGUCAAUUUAAUAAGCAGAUCAGGGGCCUGUCCCUUGAAGGUUCCAGUAAUUUAAAGCUGUUCUGUUUUAAUACAAAAUGGGGGCUUUAAAGGUUUUAAAAACUAUAAAAUUAAACUAUAAGCUAAAGAAAAAUAUUGUACUUGAGGGGGUGAUAGAACUGCUUCUCUAUGCUUUAAAUUUUGAUCUUAAAAAUUUGGCUUUGGGCCCAUAAAGUUAUUGACUUUCAAGAAAUGACCUUUGGGCUGAGUUGUUCAAAGGCGGAUUAGUGCUAAUACCCUCUUUUUGGGAUAAUUUUCUCUAUCCUUUUUACAACAACCCAUCAUCAAAUUGCAGGGAAAAAUAAUUAAAAUGAAUUUCUUUUAAAUCUUUUAGAUCUGAAAUCAAGUUUCACACUAACCCUGGGUUAUAUUCACCCAGCUUUGCACAACCCAGUUAAGGCCCUACCCUGAAUAAAAUAAUGAAACCUUGACUUUCCAGAUUUAAUGGAUGGAAAGCCUAUGAAUUUAGGAAUUUCAGAGUGUCUUUCUGGAGUGCAGAGUUGAUUUCAAAAUGGUCGUAUCCAUACUAAAAUUUUAAGCACUUUUAAAGCCAGGUAGUUGUAAAUAUUUUAUUUCUUGGUGGCAGAGAUUAUUGGUAAAUAUUUCUGAAGCAUAUUUCACCUUUUAAUCAUACCAGUAGUUAGUUGAUUGCGAUAAUCAAAAGCCCUUUUUUUUUCCCUGAAUAUGAUUAAGGUCUUAGAGUCUGUGAAUGAUAAAGUGAGCUCAGUCAGCAAGAAUGGUGCAGUUUAUGAGUAAGUCUUCAUUGCUUUUGUAAAUUACAUGUAGGUAGUCUUGAGCAGUGUUAAGAGUGUGGUUAUUAAUUCUAGACGUGUUUGUGCACUCGAAAGAAUUGUUAAAAAAAAAAAGAAGAAAAAAAGGUCAAUUUUCAAAUCUCUUUGAAACUUCCAAAUAAGCUCUACACGAAACCAGUGUCUGUUGAAGGAUUACUUUGUUCAUUGAUAAAUGAUAUCUACAAAAAAAAACACUGUAAGUUGGAUUCUAUUAUUUUUUUGCCUAACAUGGUAACAUAAAACUUUAGAUCAGCACCAACAUCAACCUCAGUUGAAAGUCAGCCAAAAAUAAUCCUCUGGCAAAGUUUUAAAUGCAAUUUUGUUUCUCUAAGUUGAAUGAAUGUGUGAAGACUGUCAACUUUCUUAAUGUCAUUUACGCACAUCACUUGCUUGAUCACUCAGAUGAUAUUCAAUCAUCUUUCUAAUAUUUAUGUUUGUGUUUCAGUCUGUAUACUUUAGAUGGUCAAAAGAUAUCAGAACCAUCACAGCUGAAUGAUUCUGGACAAUAUGUUGCUGUUGGGAGAGAACGAUUGUAUGUUUAGUCUAACUUCUUCUUUAAUGAUGUAUCUGUUUAACCUUUCACAACAGAACAUCUGUAAGUUUAUACUCCAUACUGUUCUCUAUACAUUUCCUAUGGUGCUGACAAGGAAAAUUUCUUUAACAAUCAAUAGUAUCUUUAGUUUGUGAUCAAAAUCCUUUAUUCUCUUGACCUCAAUGUUUGAUUCAGGGGUGAUAUUGAAUGGAGAAAUUAGAUGGGGAUCCCAUUGGGAUCAAAGUGCUGAUCCAUUUUCCAUGAUAGAAAAGAAUGCUUAAAAAAGUGGAAAUCAGAGUUGAGCUGACUGUAUUGUGCAACAAGUGAAUUAUGAUGAGUAAUUGUGAAAUUAUUCAUAAUUAUUGUUUUGGAAUUUAAAGUGUUCCAGGAAGUACUUCCAGUUUUAAAAGAGCAUUUCUAGACACUUAAAGAUCAAUCACUUGGUUGAUGGGAUGAUUCUGUAAUUUUCCUUGAUUAUCAUGAUUGUGACUUGAAGCAAAAAGGUUCAUUCCAUGUUCUGAAGACAUAAUGUGUAGAAGAAUCUGACUGGAUUGCAAUUGUUUUUCCUUUGAAAUAUUUCAAUUAACUCCCUUGGCCUCCUUACCAAGAUCUACAAAACUAUACUCCUAUCAGUGGGCUGAGCAAUUGAUUAUAUAGUUUACUUCUAUGUAACCAACAGACUGAUGAAGGCUGAAUAAUUCAGUCAACAAAAUAUUUCCAAAGAAAAACUAAUUACGUUCCCAUCAUAUUCCUUUACAUACAAAUUUUAUGAUAAUAGUUCACCCUUAAUGUUCUUUGGACUUUCAUUUCAGCUUUGAUAGAAGUGUUACCUACAGUGACCAAGGAGUAGCAGCCCAGUUAACUCCAAGAAGGUGCGAUAAUCAUUUAUUUGGGAUUUUUCUUUCACAAUUUCUUUUUUCACAACCACAGUUAUUUUAAGAAUUGGUUAAAUAAAUUAAGAAAGGUUUAUUCUUAAAGGUUUCCGUGGUGGUCAUUGGGUUACACACAUGUAAAUAUAUUUAUUUGUAAGAUAACAAUAAUUAUAUUUGUUUUGAGGAAAGAUGAUAAAAAAAGAAGAAAAAAUAGUUAUUAGUCUUUGAAUCAAGGAACUCAAAGACAAACAUGGAUCAAACGUAGCUGAUAAGAUAUAUGUAGAGACAUUCUUAAGAGAAACAUAUUAAGGAAUAAACACAUGAUUAAAAAUCAUAUUUGUGUCAAGUUCACUUGUUAAUCAGUUUUUAGUGUUAAGAAUUAAUACAUUUCACAUUGUGAAUUGAUUUAAGUUUAAUUUUUAAAAGUAAACUUACUUCACGGCUGACGAUCAUUUGUUUUCCAACAGAACCUCAACCAAAGCCAAAGGAAUAGAAAGAAAACCCCCUAGUAAAGUAAGGUUAACUUAAACAUUUUGGGUUUAGAGUGUGCAGUGUUUCUCAGGGUCUUUGUAAAAUUAUGUUCAUUGAGAUAAAUGUUGAAUAUUAAAUGCUAUCAUAUUGGGUUUAUUGAAGUUGUUUAACCUUCAUUAUAGAGUAAAGUUGUAUUGUCCUGACAUAAGAAUUUUCACUGUACAAUGUGAAUGCCACUUUCUGAUACAGAUGAUUGAACUCUGAGAACAUUUUUGAUUUCUUUCUUCCACCUUGGAUACAAAGCCCCAAUUUUUUUUUGGAAUUCCAUCUUAAAUUGUAUCCUCUUCCUUUCAGAAGUGAGGAAAUUGUUUAAUAUGUUUUGAUCAUUAUGACAUGACCAUCAUGAAUGACUGGCCCUUAAAUAUAUAUUUAUAUGAAAUGAAUUUCAUACAAAAUUGGAAAACAGCUACAUUGAUAAUUCAAGAAACUGUUUUGUAAAUAACAGGAAGAAUUCAAAAUUGAUAACAUUGUUUAUUGAAGUUAAUGAGUGUAAUAUAAAUGUUUUCAUUCAGAGAGGAGCAGCUAAACGAGCUACAAAAAAGAAGUCUCUUGUGGCCGACAAUGAGGAGCCUGUGAGUAAAAUAAGUUACUUGAAUCAGCUGUAGAGUGCAAGUCAAAUAACAUUUAAUUACUCACUGAAGUUGAUGUACAUGUCCACCACUUUCAGUGACACUGAGAUGAAUACAUGGACUAAGUCCUGUUUUAGUGUAUACCACACAGAUGCCAAAAUAUAACCUUUAUUUUUUGCAAUAUACUUAAAAAUAAUUAGAAAUUGAAGUAUUGACAUGCAAUUUUUGCCUCUUCUACUACUAAAAGGUAAAUAAUACUUGUUAAUCACUUUCAAACUUCCCAAUUCAUGGGUGCAAUCAACAAAUAUCCAUCAAAGUGGAGGUGGCUAGUAGUGGAUAUUUACUGAGCCAUGAAGCACAGCAAGGUACAUAUCCACCACCAGCCACCGACACUGUGGUAAAUUUUUUUUUUCAGUACCUGCUAAAACAAUGAGAUCAGACACAGCACAGAGAGAUAAUUUAACUCAUUCAGUCCUGAAACGAUUAACUGGCAGUGCUGUGUACACACAAUUAGGAAAUAUUUUAUUACAGUGCUUAUAAUUUAGAGGCUCAUUGGUGCACCUCAUCUGGUGGAGAUCUGAUACAGAUAUUGAUACUCCAACUUCAAUCUUUUGCCAGGCUAAACAUCUGUAUAGUUCACCCAGAACUGGGUAUUAACUGUAUAUCAUCACUAAUGUGCACUUAACAAUAUUAAAUUUUUUUUCAGCAGGUGAACAGUCUGCCCCCAUACAUGGCAACAAGAGAUGAACCAGAACCAUUUUCUCCUUUUGAUUCUUUGAAAGAUACUCUAGCUGAGUCUCUUAGAGAUGAUGAGCCAGUGAGAGGCCAUGUGACAGAAAGAAGUGACUCUCCACAUGAAUCAGAGAUUGAGGAUAUACCAAUAGAGGAAGCUUUACAGGAUCAGGUUGCUAAUGUUCUUGGCAACAAUGAUGUUCCAGUUGAUAAUUUUGUGUAUGGCAGAAAAGAUAGUUCAGAUAAUGGUAAGUAUAAAAACUCAAUUGGUCAAUAAGCACGCUAGAAAUCGAGGAAAGAUUUUUCAAGUGUGUGAUUAGCAGCUAGUAGUAAUGUUUGUCCUGGUCAAACAAUUUCUUUUUCCUUUUGACUUUUGUUUAUUCUAGCAUUGUAUUAUAGUUUAAGAGAGUUCUCAGGGAUGCUAAAAAUGACUCAAAUAUGUUGAUGCAAGUUAUCUGAACACUCUGAUGAGCCUUCCUGUUUGUGUGAUUAAGUGGUUAGGGUGCCAAACUUGUUAUCUGGUGGUCCUGGGUUCAAGUAAUACACCCUGCUACUCACUGGAUUUGUUCUUGGUUGUCUGGAGUUCAACUCCUGGGCAGUACCCUGUAAAUAGCCAACUGGUCUGGGUCCUGAUAGUUGGGAUUUUCAAGCACUUGUUUUUGAUAUGUUACUCGAAAUAUUUGUUUCUCUCUCUUAACAGUGCUUGGAGGCUUGCAAUAAGCACUAAUAUAAAAUUGUGAAUUUAAAAUAUAUGUUUCAUUUCCCUCUCUGAUUAUCCUCUCUCUGAGACUUCAAGUUUGGAAAGCCCCCUCUUUGUCCCCCUCUUGAACUUAAGCCAAAAAAAACUGACAAGCUUACGUGGUUAACAAAUUCACUCGGAGUGAGUUGUGCAGUGAACAAUGCGUUACCAUAUCAGUUACUUCUGAAUUUGUACAAAUCAUGCUUCAAACAACUUGGUGCUCGUAGCCUUUAAAAUAACUCAAUUCAUUCUCUUGCUUGAAAUGGACAUGUUUUCUCUUUGCAGGGAAGCCAUCAGUGUAUGAAGCUAGUGGCGAGAACAGAGAGGAUGCCAGAGAAAUCCAAGAUGAUAGAGGUGACGCCCUGUUUACUUUAAUUUGUUAACUAUAAGUGAUCUUGCGAGGAGCAAUCACACUGGUUGGAUGUACACUAUUUAUUUUUCCAACUCACCAGCAACUCCAAUCUCACCAUCAAUGACCCUAAAUCACCCAUCAUAUUUUGGUACCAAUCCGUCACGAACCUAUCAACAAGCUCAUUGUGACGCUUUUGUCACAACAAACUAGUUUUUAAUGUCAUGGACACUAUUUGAAUACAAGGUUGACACAAAUGUUACUUGUUUUGAUGUGUAUCCAACCUCGAGUAGUACAUUUUGUAUGUCUCAGCUGUCUUGUCCUGCAUGUUGUGUGUGCAGUUUUGCUGGAGUUUGAAUUUAAAACAUUCAGAGAUGAUGUGGUGUACCAUAAUGUUCCCAGCUUUACAUUACAUGUUACAUUGUAUUGUAAAAUUAUAAAAAUCUUUCCUUCUUUUUAAAGAAACAAUAGAAGACAAACCCAUUGGAUCAAAUACCAGCUGAAGAGGUUGCUGAUGAAGAAAUAGAAGAUGAAAACUAUGGCAACCGAAAUAAUUCCACAGACAAGAUACACAAUGAAGAAGAACGAGAAGAGACGGAGGAAAAUGGUGAAACAAAACAUUAUGACAAUGAAAGAGUAAGUGACUGGAAUGCAUUUGGUUUGGACAAGUACUUUGCAAUACUGUAGUUCAGUUAAAAGUAAUAAUUAAAUGGUUAGCAUUGUUGUAUUUAGCAUCACUUUUGGAACCCACACAGACACACAGGGGUAUUGUUGUUAUUUAUAUAUGUCGUUUAACUUUUAGUAAAGAAAAGAAACCUCUGUGAAGUGGCAUUCUGAUGCAUUUUGGGCCUCAUAGUCUACAGCUAGCACCCACUCUUGCUAGUUAACCCUUAAACUCCUAAGAUCUUAUUGUUAAUUCUUUUCUUUAGCUGCUAAAUCUUACCCUGUAAGUAAACAAUGAGAAUUUGGUGUUUCAUCAGGACAACUUAUUCCUGUUAAGUUUGAGUAUUCUCAUUACCUGUUUGCUGGAUAAUGUAUCAAUAUUAUGGGGAGAAGUUACAUGUGAAUCACUUCUGCGAGAGCUGUGGAAACCAGCAGGAGAAGCUGCACUUAGUGAGAUUUAGUGAAGUCCUUUAAGUUUAGAGAAGUUAGAGCAUUAUCUUAGCUAGUUUUAACAAUUAGAUUAACUGUGUCAGGUAGCUGAGAAGGAAGGUACAUUUGUCAAGUCACAGUCUUCGUUACAGAGGUUGAGACAUCAGAGAAAAGGUGCGGUAGGAGCUGAUAUUAAGUUUGAUUGGCCAUGUUGUCGUGGAGAAUGUUGUCAUGGAGCAUCUUGCCCUUGAGAACAGAAGAAACCACGAAUAGAAAAACUAAAAUAGAUCUGCCUUUAGGACUACAACCUGACUGUGGAGGUUAACAGAGGGCAAAAUAGAUCUUGUUACUCGUUAAAAGCUCAUGAUACAGCAGUGAAGUCCCCAGACAUUAAAAGCUUUGUUUUGGCUAACCCUAGCUCAUUUUAAUCGUGAGGCCAAACAGGAUCAUAACUUUUUAUCCCCAGGGAUCCAGCCUGGCUGCCAAAUCUGCUUAAAAUGAGCUAGAUGCUUUCUUCUCCUCCCUGAUCAGCAGGGUUACUUAAUAGGUAAAAGAGUAUAUGUAGCUUUUCAAUCAGGGUAGGUGUAAGCUAAACUGUGCCCAAAAUCUGUGGUAGAAGUGCUGAAACCCAUGCAUUCUUAACAUACUCUUUUGAGUAUUGUGUUAUUUUAAAAGUGGUAGAGUCACUGAUUAAACUCCUGGUGGUAGUUGGUUGUGAGGUAUCCAUUUCAAAGUCAAUUGAGGGAAAGGUGACAUUUACUUUUGGAGAUGGAUUAGUUGUUCGGGGUGACUCACUUUGUGUGUGUGUGUUUCUUUUUUUAGGAUCAACCAAAAGCAAGUGAACAAAUUGAGUCUAAAGAUACAAAUGAAAGUAUAGAACAACAAGAACAACUUGAGCCAACAGGCACUGACAGGCCACAAGAAGAGAUUCAUACAACUGAAAAUAGUGAGCCACGAGAAGAGAUUGAUACAACUGAGCACAAUGAGCUGCAAGACUUAAACAACCAUAAUGAACCACAAAAUGAACACGAUCAACAGGAAUCUGUACAGUGAAAUUAUUUGUUAUGAUUAUACAGUUAGUAGUUAAGUAGAUGCAACUCUUGUUCUUCUGAGUGAAAACGUGGCAUGCUCCACAGGUUUCCUGGAGGAAAGAAAAGAUCCUCCUUUUUUAAGAAGACAGCCUCUUGCCAUGUUAUGUUUCUAGAGGAAGAGUUGUCGAGGAUUAUUAUAUUUUUAAAAACUCAAGACAUGACUCGGUGAUUUACAUCUUUGGAAGAAAGAUUGUAGUUCAGCAACACACAUUAUAGUCCCUAUCCUAUACUGGUGGGGAACGUUUCAGGAUUGAUCAACUGUUUACAGGACUGUUAAGAAGGUAUUAUUUUCUCCUCAGUACAAUAAUUUUACUGAUCUGAAAAAAAUCUAAAAAUUUAUUUCAAAUGGAGAACAAAUCACAAAAGUCUCAGAAACAUGUGCAAAAUCUAUUUAAUUUCUGGAAAUUAUUCUGAGAUUAACAAAGACUCUUAAUUUCUUAGACUCGAAAUUUAACUUGAAUAAAUCCUCUUGAUGAACAAUUCUGUUUUCGCUUUCCUCACAAGGAAUCCUUUUGUUUGUUUUUGGGAUUUUGUGUCAAAGGAAAUCAUUUUAUACAGUAAAUAAAUAUGUUUAUGUGGUAAUGCAAGUUGUAACGGUAUAUUUUUACGGCAUUUCAUUCGUUUAUGCAUUUCGUAAUGUAAAUACAUCAACUUGAAGAGUCUUUAAUAUAACGUGGGCUUUGUUUGUAAACAUAGUAAAGUGGUUGUUAAGAUAGCUCAGGUACACCAGUUAUUUUCACUAGAGGUCUUAGAUGGUCAUUUGUCUGACAGUUGGAUUAAAUAUUACUUUCUUUACCCAAAUGGAGUACUGAUUUGGACAAUGGAAUUAGUAAUUACAGCAAAUAUAAGCGAAGUUUAUACCUGAGCUAAGUGGCCAAUGCUGCUUGGGCUGGCCUACUCCACCCUGUAUGGUUGUACCAGUUCAUUGCAAAGUUGCCCACCAGGUCUCCCUGACAAUUCAACUGUACCCACAUGCACCUUUGGGAGGAGAGAGGGAUCGUGAGCAUAAAAAGUAUUUUGCUCAAGAACAUAACACAAUAACCAGGUCUGCACAGCUGACCGUAAGGCCACCAAAAUAGUUAAUAUUAAAUAGUAAAAGUUACAGCAGCUGGG